This is a messenger RNA of Oryzias melastigma (Indian medaka), 2711 nucleotides long. RefSeq names its product serine/arginine repetitive matrix 4 (gene srrm4). Gene Ontology annotation, cellular component: nucleus. The coding region runs from base 727 to 2538 and encodes 603 amino acids. The transcript is spliced from 13 exons. The record is from RefSeq and is a predicted model, not a curated record. Lineage: Eukaryota; Metazoa; Chordata; Actinopteri; Beloniformes; Adrianichthyidae. Gene Ontology annotation, molecular function: mRNA binding. Gene Ontology annotation, biological process: neuron maturation; mRNA processing; regulation of RNA splicing.
AGUAAAACAAAGUUCCUCACCAAAACAGAUACUUUUGCAAAAGAUAAAACUCCUGUAUUUAUAUCAGGACUGGUUGAUGGUACCACAUGUUGGGAUGGGAUGCUGAUGAGAGGAAGGCUCUGAAGCAGAGAGGAUGAGAGGGGGUGUCCCUCCUCUGAUCGUCCAGCCCUCAGAUCUGACGUCACUGACUCAAAAGACACAAAACGAGCUGAUCGCAGCUCAACUCCCCACUCCGUUGUGGCUCACGCAGCGGCACGCACUCUCUGCAGCCCGGACCCGUCCUCAGACACGCCGCAGCGCUCGCCUGCACGCCCGCUCACCCCCCAGAGCUCUGCACCCCUCACUGACAGCAGGACCACUCUUCAUCUCCUCGUGGAGGAAUUUACUGCGACUGCAGAGUAAAAAAGGAGCGCUCCAGUUCCAAACCAGAGUCUCCUCAAAGAGCGGCAGAUGUGACAGAAGAGGGGAGGCGGAGAGAGAAACCCAAUCCCCCCCUCCACCACCUCUUCUCAUCCUCAAGAACAAUACAAGCCUCCAGCUGGAGAGGGUCAGCUUUUGUCCUUCUCCCCCGCGCCUCCCACUCGAGCGAGGAGCAGACGGCGGCGCUGACACACUGACCCUCUGCGGGGAAACAGCUGCUGCUCUCUGCGCGCCUUCAUUCAGUACUUGGACAGUUCCCGAGCAACAACAGGGCAGCCUUCAUGAGAGCGUAGAGCAUCCGGACAGAUGCAGCCGCCGGGCUCCCUCCAGCUCCACCCGGGUGGCCCCGCUCCGGCGCCGGCUUUGGAGAGCAUCGCCGGAGGCUUUCAGAAGCUGGGAGAAAAGCAGCUCUUUGAGAAGUUUUGGAAGGGGACCUUCAAGGCCGUUGCCACCCCGAGACCCGGGAGCGUGAUUGUGGCGAGCAUCACCGCCCGAAGAAGAGCCGCUGAAUCAGAAACAACAGCCUGUCAGCCGCUGAAGACCGACGACGGGGAAUCAGCGGACACGUGGGCGGCCAGCAGGCCCCGCAGCGGCUGCGUCAAAAAAAGCCGGCGAAAACGCCACAGCCACCGCCACAGAACCAGGAACCCCUCCUUCGAUGAGCUUUUGUCUCCCCGGAAAGGGAAAAAGAAAAAGCGAAAGUCUGAACGGAGGCGGAGGAAAAGAAAUAGGUCUCCUUCACACAGUCUGUCACCUCUGAGGAAGAAGAAAAAGAAGAAGAAGAAGAGCGCCAAGAAAAGCAAACGACACAGGUGUACGUCAAAGAAGUCGAAACACAGCUCUUCAAGUUUAAAGCAUAAGAGGAGGGAUGAACGGAAGCACAAGAAAAGUUCUCGGACUCACAGACGUCGGAGGCGACGCGAUCGGAGGUUGCGGUCGGAUAAUUCCUCCUGCCGUUCCAAAACAGAGGACAGAUAUCCUCUGCAAAAGUCUGUGGUUCAUCAGACUUUUAGAGACCUCGCAGCUGUUGAAGAGGAAACCAGAGCAGCGCUCCGCCACACGGACGCCAGACCUACAACCAAAUCUGUGUGUACCGCGGCUCCAAAAUGUCGCUCCGUCCUGUCGGCCUGCGCCAUUUUGCCCUCAAAUCCUGGAAAAGUUCUUUUCAACGGAAGCGGAGCUCAAGAUUGCAGAGACGGUCCGCAUGAUUACGAUUCUGGUAAUGACACAUCUUCGCCUCCGUCAAGCAAAACUGGUGUUUCCCAAGCGAGCGCCGCUGAAUACGCCAGGACGGGACGCGUGGCCUCGGCGUUCAGAGACAGCGCCUCGGAUUCAGGGAACUCUGUGACCAGCUUUGCUUCCUCCUGCAAACCUUUCGGGGAAAACAGCCUGUCUGCACCCCUCUGCAAUCAAAUCAGCAACAGAGAGCAGAUAACCUUGGGAUGUCACGUAGAGGUGGUCGGAUCAUCAGCGAUAACCAGCUGUGAAUCGCGGAGGAGGAGUUCGUCUCAGACAAAAGGUCGCUCUUCCAGCAGCAGGAGCAGAUCCUCAGGGAGUUCCAGAUACUUGGGACGCUACUCCAGAAGCUCCUCGUUGUCCUCUCGCAGCUCGUACUCGCGCUCCCCCAGUCACUCAGAUGUCAGGCGAAAAGGCAGCAAGUCCAGCCUGAGCUCCAGAGGAAGCUACUCCAGACACAGCGCUGACAGACUUCGAGACAGAAAGAGAAGAGCGGACUCCAGGGAGACGGAUGCAAAACACGGACGUAAAGUCAGGAAGCGAGGACGCCGCAAAUCCUACACGCCCAUGAGGAAGAGGAGGAGGGACUCGCCGAGUCACCUUGAAGCUCGGCGCAUCACAAGUGCCAGGAAGAGACCCAUUCCGUACUUCCGGCCGAGCCCCCCCUCCAGCAGUCGUUCCACCAGCGUGUCGUCCUGGAGCAGCCUCUUCACGCGCAGCCGCAGCCCCAUCCACAGCAUCAGCCGCAGUCGCAGCCGCAGCCACAGCUUCUCCUCCUACAGGAGCUACAGCCGCAGCUCAUCCUGGAACUCCACCUGCGGGAGCCGCAGUCGCAGCCGCAGCCGCAGUUUGCAGAACAAACGCAGGAAAACGAGGCAUUAGAGUCCGGAGCUGCGGAAAACUCUCCUUUUCUUUCCUCGUUUGGUUUCUUGUUCUGCAUCCUCCUGCAUGAACGCUCAGCCUCUGCAGAUCCAAACGGACUCUUCCCGUAUUUAUUCGUGCCAAACUGUUCAUGUGUCUGCACUCUGACCAUUAAAUGAUCCCGCUAAACCGUC